AUGUUUCAAGAUCUUGGAACAAGCAAUGGUCACCGAAAUAUCAGUUAUUUAUUAACGAAAUUAUUUCAAUCACACAUUUUUAUUGAUAGCGCUGCAUGCAAAGGGAAUAGUAGUGUAUUAUCCACUUCCAUUUUAUUUAGCUGUUUUCAUUUUGAUAUUAUGAGUUUGCUAUCCUCUCUUCGAGGCUUUAAAAAAAGUGAUUGUGAGUCAAAGAUCCUGAUUCUGGGAUUUGAUAAUGCUGGCAAAACCACAAUCCUGCAAUUUCUCUCUGGAGAAGAAAUUAGGAAUAAUUUUACUCCUGGUUUCAACUUACAAUCAUUGACCAAUGAAAACUUCAGGUUCUUAGCCUGGGGCAUCGAUGGACGAGAAAAUAUGAGGCCAAUCUGGCGAAAUUACUUCGAUCAUGCAGAUGGCCUUAUCUUUGUUAUUGAUAGCGUCGAUAGAAACCGCAUGCAAGAAAUUGGGCAAGAGCUGCAAUAUUUAUUUGAAGAUGACAAACUUGCAGGGAUUCCUGUUUUGAUCUUCGCUAACAAGCAGGAUUUUCUUCGCGCGCUUUCUGCAAUCGAAAUUUCUAAUGCCUUGAUGUUGCAUUCAAUAAGAGAUAGAGGUUGCGAAGUUAAUUAAAGUCAGACGCUAUCCAAAUUGGCGACUGCGUUACCAAAGACCUCCCAUACAGAAGGCUCAACCACUUUUCAAUUCUAGCUAAGAGCGUCUAUCCCCGAAGCGGGUGCCACUUCCUAUGCCUUCUAUCUCCUCCUUACCUUGCGGCUUCAUUCUUGAGUGCUUAUGGAGUUCUGCGGCAAUUGGAGUAGCUUGAAUCCAAGGAUCAGCUUCUUCUUGGAGUCUUUCGAGUGUCGAAGUGCCUUCCUUCGACAGCUACAGGAAACAUACUAAUCCCCUGUGGCCUAGGCCGAAACCCCCAGAUUCUCGGUAGAGGAAUGCCCAUGGGUCUUGGGAUCCAAAGGAUGUUGUUGGAAUCUCUAUUUCCAACUGCAGGAAAGCCAAAACCUACCCAGAUACACAUUUCCUGAAGUUGUACUUGAUUCUGGACUCCAGUUCAUCAUGUAUAAGGUCUGGAAUGUUGAAGAGGGUAGGCUGACAUAAAGCGCCAUUUUAAUGUAUAACAAGAGAUAGAGAUUGGUGUAUCAUACCCAGUUGCUCAAGGACUGGUGAAGGGCUUCAAGAAGGCAUGAAGUGACUUGUGCAGACAAUUCAAAAGUAA
Blepharisma stoltei is the source of this 1222-nucleotide messenger RNA. NCBI's taxonomy places the organism in Eukaryota, Ciliophora, Heterotrichea, Heterotrichida, Blepharismidae. The record is from the annotation of a GenBank genome assembly.